Molecule: messenger RNA, 1411 nt
Organism: Monascus purpureus
Lineage: Eukaryota; Fungi; Ascomycota; Eurotiomycetes; Eurotiales; Aspergillaceae
Source: the annotation of a GenBank genome assembly
CCUUUUUCUCCCGCUGCCUCUCCCUUCUUCUUCUUCUUCUUCUUUUCUCCUUUCCUCCAUCCCCCUUGAAGUGUCCCCAAGCUCUCCUUGACACUCAACCAAAAGUUGUUUGAAUCUCCCCUCUUCCUUUCAUUCAUUUUUCUUUCUUCAGCUUGUUUCCAUCACACUUGUCAAGAUGGCCAAGGGUGAGGUUAACCAGGCGGACAAGACCGUCUUCGGAAUGCCGGGAUUCGUUGUCGACUUCCUCAUGGGUGGUGUUUCUGCCGCUGUCUCCAAGACCGCUGCUGCCCCCAUUGAGCGUGUCAAGCUCCUGAUCCAGAACCAGGAUGAGAUGAUCAAGGCCGGUCGUCUCGACCGCAAGUACACCGGUAUCGUUGACUGCUUCAAGCGUACCGCCGCCUCCGAGGGUGUUGUUUCCCUGUGGAGAGGUAACACUGCCAACGUCAUCCGUUACUUCCCCACCCAGGCCCUGAACUUCGCCUUCCGUGACACCUUCAAGUCCAUGUUCGCCUACAAGAGAGACCGCGAUGGCUACGCCAAGUGGAUGUUCGGUAACCUCGCCUCCGGUGGUGCUGCUGGUGCCACUUCCCUUCUCUUCGUCUACUCUCUCGACUACGCUCGUACCCGUCUUGCCAACGACGCCAAGUCUGCCAAGGGCGGUGGUGACCGCCAGUUCAACGGUCUCGUCGACGUCUACAAGAAGACCCUUGCUUCCGAUGGUAUUGCCGGUCUCUACCGUGGUUUCGGUCCUUCUGUUCUUGGUAUCGUCGUCUACCGUGGUCUGUACUUCGGUGUCUACGACUCCGUCAAGCCUCUCGUCCUUGUUGGUCCUCUUGAGGGUAACUUCCUUGCUUCUUUCUUGCUCGGCUGGACUGUCACUACUGGUGCUGGUAUUGCUUCUUAUCCUCUUGACACCAUCCGUCGUCGUAUGAUGAUGACCUCUGGUGAGGCCGUCAAGUACGCCUCUUCCUUCGACUGCGCCCGCCAGAUUGUCGCCGCUGAGGGUGUCAAGUCCCUCUUCAAGGGUGCUGGUGCUAACAUCCUUCGUGGUGUCGCUGGUGCUGGUGUCCUGUCCAUCUAUGACCAGGUCCAGCUCCUGCUCUUCGGCAAGAAGUACAAAUAGACAAAUCGCCCCAUGCGAGAUUUGUCAACCAUAACAAAUUUAUCGGGGAAAGGGGGGCUGGAUAAUGCCUAGCAUAACUGCUGGGUGUUGAGGUGUAGCCGUGGAAGGUUUUGUUUCUAAUCAAAAGAUAGAGGUAUGCAUCAAGGAGGGACACAUUUUUCUUGAAGCAUACAAGAGUGUCACUAUUUUCCCUUUACACCUGUUGUACUUUACUGCCAGCAAGCUUUUCAUUUCCUAGAGUUGUAUUUCCUUUAUGGCACGCAAAUUGAAUUAUAUUUUCAUGUCUUU